AUGGCAAACGUCAAUUACCUUUUACACGAGACCCCAGCUGGUUAUGCCAUCUUUGAGGUGGUUCACCAGGCCGACUCGGUCGGUCUGAGGCUAAAGGAGGUUCAGGACUCUAUGGCGGACCUUGCCAGGUUUGGCAAGAUGGUGAAGCUGGUCAACUGGUCCCCAUGGCCGGAAUUCCACGAGGGUCUGGAGAACAUGAACGAGAUCUCGGAGGGUCUCGUCACCGACUUCCUCAAGAACGCGCUCGAGCUCGCCCUCCCAAAGACCAGCGGCAAGAAGUCCAAGGUCGUCCUUGGUGUAUCUGACAAGAAGCUCGCAGGCGAGAUUAGCUCUCUCUUUCCCGGUGUCGAAUGCGAAACCAUGGACACGUCCGAGGUUGUGGCCGACCUGUUGAGGGGUAUCAGGACACACGCCGAGAAGCUGCUCAAGUCACUGCAUGAGGGCGACAUCCUCAGGGGUAGCUUGGGUCUUGGUCAUGCCUACUCACGCAACAAGGUCAAGUUCAACGUCCACCGCAACGACAAUCACAUCAUUCAGCAGAUCGCUACACUCGACGCCCUCGACAAGGGAAUCAACGCCGGCUGCAUGCGCGUCAGGGAAUGGUACGGCUGGCACUUCCCCGAGCUUAUCAAGAUUGUUUCGGACAACGUCACCUACGCCAGGUUGGUGCUUCUGAUUGGCAACAAGAAGGAGUUGGAUGACAGCAAGCUGCACGACAUUGCUGCUGUGCUCGACGAGGAUGGAGAAAAGGCUCAAGCCAUCAUCGACGCCGCCAAGGUUUCCAUGGGUCAGGACAUCUCAGAACCCGACGUCGAGAUGGUCAAGGCUUUCGCCACCAGCGUCAGCAAGAUGGCUGCUUACCGCAAGGUCCUCGCCGAGUCUCUCGACAGCAAGAUGGGCAUUGUUGCACCCAACCUGCAAUUUAUCCUCGGCACUCCCGUUGCAGCCCGCCUCAUCUCGCACGCUGGUUCGCUCACCAACCUUUCCAAGUACCCGGCCUCGACGCUUCAGAUCCUUGGUGCCGAGAAGGCCCUGUUCCGUGCCCUCAAGACCAAGGGCAACACGCCCAAGUACGGUUUGAUCUACCAGAGCUCCUUCAUCAGCCGCGCCAGCGCCAGGCAAAAGGGUCGCAUCUCGCGUUUCCUCGCAAACAAGUGCAGUAUCGCAUCCAGGAUCGACAACUUUUCCGAGCAGCCCAGCUCUCGCUUUGGAGAAGCCCUCCGCCAGCAGCUGGAGGACCGUCUCGAGUUCUACAACUCGGGCAAGAAGCCGCAGAAGAACAUCGACGCCAUGCAGGAGGCCAUGAAGAGGGUUCUUGAGGACGGUGGCAACAUGGAUGUCGACACUGAGAUGUUGGACCCCAACCACGCCUCGCACGUCUCCGCUUCGGCCGACGCGCCCAAGAAGGACAAGAAGGAAAAGAAAGACAAGAAGGAGAAGAAGGACAAGAAGCGCAAGUCAAUGGACGUGGCCGACGUUAUGGAGAUUGACGGCGGCGAGAAGAAGAAGAAGAAGAAGAGAAAGUCCGAGGUCGCCGCAUAA
This is a messenger RNA of Pyricularia grisea, 1542 nucleotides long. RefSeq lists its product as uncharacterized. Bases 1 to 1542 code for a protein of 513 amino acids. Gene Ontology annotation, molecular function: snoRNA binding. The transcript has 2 exons. The record is from RefSeq and is a predicted model, not a curated record. Lineage: Eukaryota; Fungi; Ascomycota; Sordariomycetes; Magnaporthales; Pyriculariaceae. Gene Ontology annotation, cellular component: small-subunit processome; box C/D methylation guide snoRNP complex.